AUGGUGAUGAUAAGUUUGCCCAUAAGGAGCAGUUCAUUCGCUCUGAAACAAUCCCGAGGGUUAUUAUUCCUUAGGAGUACCAAUAUCAUAUUACCAUAUCGACAUUUGCCAAGUGCACCAUCCGCUGCGGUGAGAUUAUACUCGACAUCCAAUGUGGAACCGGAGGGUAAAGAACCGGCCACCAGCACCACCAUUAUCAAGAAGGAAAAGGAACCCUUGAUGCAACGAAUUAAACAUGAAGUCAAGCAUUACGUUAACGGUACUAAGCUUCUAGGUUACGAACUUAAGAUUUCCACGAAAUUACUGAUUAAAUUUGUUCAAGGUUAUGAAUUAUCCAGACGUGAGAAUAAUCAAUUGAAGAGAACGAUGGGGGAUAUCUUUAGAUUGGUGCCCUUUUCCGCGUUUGUCAUUAUUCCCUUUGCCGAAUUGCUAUUACCUAUAGCUUUAAAGAUCUUCCCCAACUUGUUGCCCUCCACUUAUGAAUCAGGUAAGGAUAAACAAAAGAAGCGUAAUAAAUUGAUUGAAAUUAGGGAAAAGACUUCAACUUUUUUACACGAAACGUUGGAAGAAUCGUCGUUGAUAAAUUAUAAAUCCAUUGAAAAUUUAGAGAAUAAGAAGAAAUUUUUAAAUUUUUUCAAGAAACUUUAUGCCUAUAAGGAAGGUAAGGAUCCCACAAUAAAAUUUGACCAUGAAGAGAUCAAUUCCAUUGCUCAAUUGUUCAAGAAUGAUCUUAUCUUGGAUAACCUUUCGAGACCUCAAUUGGUGGCAAUGUCUAAAUUCAUGUCAUUGAGACCGUUCGGUAAUGAUAAUGUUCUUCGUUAUAGGAUCCGUUAUCAAUUGAAGACAAUCAUGGAGGAUGAUAAGAUUAUUGAUUAUGAGAAUGUGAACACAUUAUCGUACGAAGAGUUAUACAAUGCGUGUGUUUCGCGUGGUAUGAAGGCGUACGGUGUUCCUCGUAACAAUCUUGUUGAUAAUUUGAAAGUUUGGUUGGAAUUAAGAUUGAGAAAGAAGAUUCCCUCAGUGUUGAUGGUUUUGAGUGCGACGUUUACUUUUGGUGGGUUAGAGAAUAUUGAAAAAAUUGAGACGGUGGAAUCCAUAUAUAAUAAGACCAUUGCUACUUCACCUUCGAAAGAGGUUCCUAAUUAUGAGAAGUUAUUGGAUCUGUAUUACGAUGGUAUUCUUCAAGUGUUAGGAUCGAUUCCUGAUCCAGUUUACAAUGUUACCAAAUUAGACGUUGCAGAAUCGAAACCUGUGAAGGCAGAGGAAGAAUCUGGAAUUGCACAGGAACCGGCAACCCCUGUGAUGACAUCAAGCAAGACUGAGACCGAGACUACGACGAGUAAGCCAUUACCGCCAGCUGCGAUUGAUGCGACGAGUUCCACGCAACCACAAGUGGUAGAAGGUGCAGCUGCCGAGACCGAGGCAGCAAGCGAGGAGACGAGGCCCACUACGGACGACAACGAGUUCAAAUUGAAUGUGUUGAAGGAACAGGAAGAAUUGAUCAAGAAGGAAGAGGAAGAGGCGAAAGCAAGGGCUUCCCGAGAGAAGAUCUCGGACGAUAUCAAGUUGGACGAGGAAGAGGCACCCCCAACGUCAACGUCAACGCCCAAGGAGAAAAAUGGACAGAAGCAAGAUUGA
This is a messenger RNA of Naumovozyma castellii, 1638 nucleotides long. RefSeq names its product ribosome-binding protein MDM38 (gene MDM38). The record is from RefSeq and is a predicted model, not a curated record. The coding region runs from base 1 to 1638 and encodes 545 amino acids. NCBI's taxonomy places the organism in Eukaryota, Fungi, Ascomycota, Saccharomycetes, Saccharomycetales, Saccharomycetaceae. The transcript has a single exon.